Phycodurus eques (leafy seadragon) is the source of this 4684-nucleotide messenger RNA. RefSeq names its product integrin, alpha 11a (gene itga11a). Gene Ontology annotation, molecular function: integrin binding. Gene Ontology annotation, biological process: cell-cell adhesion; cell adhesion mediated by integrin; integrin-mediated signaling pathway. The transcript is spliced from 30 exons. Gene Ontology annotation, cellular component: external side of plasma membrane; integrin complex. The record is from RefSeq and is a predicted model, not a curated record. The coding region runs from base 77 to 3679 and encodes 1200 amino acids. Lineage: Eukaryota; Metazoa; Chordata; Actinopteri; Syngnathiformes; Syngnathidae.
UCAGAGUGGGAUCUUUAACACGGCUUUCCACUGAGUUUCUUUGCCUCAGUCCACCUCAAACACACUCACAGCAGUCAUGCAUACAUGCACCAGCAAACAUAUGGAGCACUACUACUUUCUUCUGCUCUGGAUCUGCAGCCAUCUGUUAGGAUGCAAUGACUGCUUUAAUAUUGACACAACAAAACACAGGAUCAUCAAAGGACCGAAGCAAGCCCAGUUUGGAUACACUGUCCAGCAACACGUGGCGUCUGGGGGAGAAAAAUGGUUAUUAGUUGGGGCGCCAUAUGAAAUGAACGGUGCCUACCAGACAGGAGAUGUAUAUAAAUGUUCACUAACCAAACGAACCAAUGGAAACGGUUGCACCAAGCUUAACCUAGGAAGGAUAUCGCUGACCAAUGUAUCUGAGCGGAAAGACAAAAUGAGGUUGGGAAUGACACUUACAACCAAUCCUAAAGACAACAGUUUUGUGGCCUGUGGCCCACUUUGGUCUUAUGAGUGUGGCAGCUCUUACUACAGCACUGGUAUAUGUUCCAGAGUCAAUGCUAGCUUCAAGUUCUCCAGAACAAUUGCACCUGCCUUCCAGAGAUGUGAAACCUAUAUGGACAUAGUGAUCGUUCUGGAUGGCUCAAACUCCAUCUACCCUUGGUAUGAAGUGCAGGCUUUUCUCAUCAACAUUCUUCAGAAGUUCUAUAUUGGACCAGGUCAAAUUCAGGUUGGAGUUGUUCAGUAUGGUGAGAAAGUGGUGCAUGAGUUCAAACUCAAUGACUUCAAAUCUGUUGAGGAAGUGGUAAAGAGAGCACGCAGUAUUGACCAGCGGGGCGGAGAGGAGACCAACACAGCUCUUGGCAUCAACAUUGCACGAUCCGAAGCUUUCAAACAAGGAGGUCGACGUGGGGCAAAGAAAGUGAUGAUAGUGAUAACUGACGGAGAGUCACAUGAUAGUGCUGACCUCCAGCCGGCCAUAGAGGAGAGUGAGAAGGAUGGCAUCACCCGUUAUGCCAUUGCUGUUCUUGGCUACUACAACCGGAGAGGAAUUAACCCUGAGGCAUUCCUCAAUGAGAUCAAAUACAUUGCCAGUGACCCAGAUGACAAACACUUUUUUAAUGUGACAGAUGAGUCAGCACUGAAAGACAUUGUGGAUGCACUUGGCGAACGCAUCUUCAGUUUAGAAGGAACCAGUAAAAAUGGAACAGCGUUUGGCCUCCAGAUGUCUCAAGCUGGAUUCUCUGCUCACAAUGUUGAGGAUGGAACUUUGGUUGGAGCUGUUGGGGCUUAUGAUUGGAACGGGGCAGUGUUAAAAGAAACACGGCAAGGGAAGGUAGUCCCUCCAAAAGCUUCCUACACUCAAGAGUUUCCAGAGGAGCUCAAAAACCAUGGAGCCUACUUGGGUUAUACAGUGACAUCAGUGGUAUCAGCCAAAAAUGGCCGUCUACUUGUUGCCGGAGCGCCACGCUUUAACCAUACUGGAAAAGUGAUCAUUUUCACUUUGAAGAGCCCUGGCAACCUCACCAUCCUCCAUUCCCUUAAAGGCCAGCAGAUUGGUUCCUAUUAUGGCAGUGAGAUUGCACCGUUGGAUAUUGAUGGAGAUGGUGUAACUGAUAACCUUUUGGUGGCAGCACCUAUGUUCUUCAGUGGCGGCAUGGAGAAGGGAAAAGUAUACAUCUACAGAGUGACAGAGCUGAAUCGUUUUAUUUUUGAGGGUGCAUUAGAGAUCCAUAACGGUGGCCAGAAUGCCCGCUUUGGCUCGUCCCUUGCACCUGUUCCAGAUUUAAAUGGGGAUGGCUUCAAUGACCUGGUUGUCGGAGCGUCAUUGGAAGAUGAUCACAAAGGGGCUAUCUAUGUUUUCUUCAGUCAGCAGAACAGAAUACUGCGCAAAUACAAACAGAGAAUAGCGGCAGCAGACUUGGCACCUGGCCUGCAGUACUUCGGCCGCAGUAUCCACGGAAUGAUGGAUAUGAACAACGAUGGUUUAGUGGACCUGGCAGUGGGAUCCCUUGGUGCGGCUGUUCUCCUCUGGUCAAAGAGUGUUGUCCGCAUAUAUACCACAGUCAGGUUUGAACCCAGUAAGAUCAACAUCUUUGUGAAAGACUGUCAGAGGGGUGGCAAAGACGUGACCUGCAUGUCAGCCAUUGUAUGCUUCAACAUCACUGCGAGGACAGCCAUUGCUGCCACACAGGAAAUUGGGAUUAAAUAUAACGUCUCCAUUGUGGAGCGACGCUUCAAUCCUCGAGCAAUACUGGACAACCCAAGCAAGUCCCAGCCUCAAAACCUAACCCUUCUUCCUGGGGAAGAAACCUGUGAACACAUUUAUUUCCAUGUCAUGGAGACAACUGACUAUGCGAGGCCCAUUGUUUUUGCUGUACAAGUCGGGUUGCGAGAUCCAGACAAUGGACCGGUUCUAGAUGAAAGCUGGCCAACUGUGUCAAGAACUGAGUUGCCUUUCUGGAACGGUUGUGAUGAGGAUGAUCGUUGUAUGCCAGACCUAGCACUGCAAAGUGUGACAGACCUGAUGACUCAAAAGCAGUUCUGUUUACAAGCUGUUCAGUCUCGUGGUGCUUUCUGUCGACAUCUAAGUGAAGGAGGUACCGAGGGAUCUCUACGGGUUCUAGAAGCAAACAGGAGAAGGCUGGUGGUAGAUGUCCGACUGGAGAACAAAGGAGAAAAUGCUUACAAUGCUCGCCUCAAUAUCAGCUACUCCCCAAAUUUGCGUUUCUCAAGCCUCAUAUUGAAGGACAAUGCUGAUAUCAAGAUUGAUUGUUACAUUGAGGACAAACUGAAACAUGAGAAGAUCUGCAAUGUCAGCGCUCCAUUUAUGAAGUCUAAAGCACAGGUAUUAUUUCGUUUGGAGUUUGAGUUCAGUCGCAGUGUCUUCCUAGAUCAUCUCAGAGUCAUCGUGGAGGCAAGCAGCAAUGGCGAGGAAAUGAGUACAGCUGAUAACUUCAAUGAUAUAUAUUACUCACUAAAAUACGAGGCAGAUCUUCUCUUCACAAGGGAUUCAAAUCCAACUCGAUAUGAGAUAAAAUCAGAGCUAUCACUGGAGGAGCCCGGAGUUAUUGGUCCUCCUUUUAACUUCACUUUUCAGAUCCAGAACCUUGGCUACUUUCCUGUGCAAGAUCUACAGCUGAACAUUGAGGUCCCAGAAAUGACAAAAAAUGGCAACCAACUAUUGCAGAUAUCUAAUUUGCACAUUGACCAGAGAGAUGGUACACACUGUGUACCACCUCAGCAUGUGGCACAGAGCAGGGCCUCACCUGAAGACCUCACCCGCUUCUCUCGUUUGAAUCAAACCAACACCCUGAUUCUGCCAAUACAAUGCACAAUGAACGUGGCAUCCUACAGGGACAUCACAGUUAGAAUCACAGGAACUCUACGAGUGCAUACUUUACAUGCAUUGAAGUUUAAAAUCCUUGAACUGGUCACCAGUGCAUCAGUGGAGCUGCCCUCCACCAGUCAUAUGUUUCUACAUGAAGAGAGACCUGUCAGACAAAUAAUACUGGAAAUCCGAAAGGAGGGAGAUUACAGAAUCCCAACCUGGAUAAUCCUCGGUAGCACACUGGGAGGACUCUUAUUGUUAGCCCUGCUCUGUUUGGCUCUCUGGAAGUUGGGCUUCUUCCAGAGGCAGAAAAGGAGCGAUGCGGACGAGCGAGAAAUGAAUGGAAAAGUGGCUGAGGAACGGUAACGCAGGCUAGGUGCCCCCAGCAGACAUCUUUCCCACAGGGGAACCGACACUCAGGGACCACUCCUCCUUCCCCUCUUUCUCCAACAACCACCGUGCGCCACCUAGACAGCUCCGUGUGAUCACUGAGGCAAGGCACCUUCAGCGCACUGGAUGUGUCCCACGCCACAACUCAGCACUGCCACACUCACUUCGAUUUGACUGCACUGUUCCGACAUGAGGGCCUUCGUCCACGUAUCCCACUGUCCUCAGUGUCAAUCCUUCACAGGUCUUGGGCCUUUUUGUUUUUCUUUGGCGCUUUCUCGUCAUUUCUAAGGAACAAUAGAGAAAGUGUUGAUUGCUUUUUUGGGGAGAAUUUCUUGCAAAUCUCUUUGAAUCUUCUUUUUGUAAUAUUUAUUUAACUCAUAGUAAAUAUAUUAUACAUGAAAAACCUCAAGGGUAACAUGUCACCCAGAAAGCUGCCACAAAUGUAAAGAUAUAUUGUUGUAUGUUGAAUUUGAUAUUUAAAAGCAGCAGUUGACUUUCAUCGUGAUGUAUGAUGAUAUAAAACUGUACCAAAAUCACCAAAAAGUUGAAAGAAAAUUAAUUGUUAAAGUGAACAGACUUCUAUUUUCUCUGAAGUUCCUGUUUUUAUUCCAUUCAUCCUUGAAAACAUGCAGGAUGGUCUUAUGAUAUUUGAUGCACUUUUACUUUGUACAAAUUUAACUUGAAUUUGUAAAUAGAUGUCUACUUUUUUAUAACCUUUCAAAUAUUAUGAAAUGUUAUUAUUCUGCACAUGGCAUUAUGUGUAAAAAGAAAGUGGAAAACAAUCAAGAACAUGAUUGUUUCCCAUGGUAGCGCACCUUUUACCAUCCCUUGCAUCAGGACAAAACACUGCAGCAACAUUUUUCUUGUGGAUGAGAACAUUUAAUAAAAUGAUGACAUAGAUUAAGACAGUGUGCCUCAAUCCUUCUGGUCUCGCCAAUGAAUGUCACUCUGUCCUGUUGGACGGGGUGUAAAGAGCUGUAA